Molecule: messenger RNA, 7860 nt
Organism: Closterium sp. NIES-65
Lineage: Eukaryota; Viridiplantae; Streptophyta; Zygnematophyceae; Desmidiales; Closteriaceae
Source: the annotation of a GenBank genome assembly
AUGCGCGGGGUGGAGAGGUGCGCGUUUGUGCUGGUGGAGGGCAGGGAGGACCGCGCGCAUGUGGCGCUCCCGCAAGGGGAGAGCGCGCAGGCGCAGGGGGAGGCAGACGCGGCGGCGCAAGGGCGGAGGAACACAGUGGAAGUGGUGGCGGCGCUUGCGCUCAUCACUCGCCUCUCCUCUGGUACUGUCGCAAGCCUCUCCUCUAGUACUGUCACAAGCCUCUCCUCUGGUACUGUCGCAAGCCUCUCCUCUGGCACGAACGGGGCAGCAGCGCAGUGGCAGCAGGAGCUACAGCAGGUGCUGCUGCAGCCGCACUGCUUGGCGCGCCCUCGGCGAGUGCUGCUGCUUGUGCCCACGGAGGCGCAGCAGCAGGCGGCGGCCAAGGCAUGGGGCCGACUGCAGAGGCAGCAAGGACGACAGCAGGGAGGGCAGCAUGGACUGGGCCAGCAGGGAGGGGGGCAGGGCAGGCAGCAGGAGGCAACAACAGGCGCUGCCAGUGGAGUGGUGGUGGGUGUGGAGGUGGUGGGGUCACGGCAGUGGGACCCGUCUCGCCCUGCUGCGUUUGACUUGGCGCUGCUGACAGCCGUGUGCGCUCCACCCACCUCGCCUCCCUCCACACACGCCGUGCACUCCCUCUGGCCACCCGCAAGGAUCCGAGCUGCCCUAGCAGCCCCUGCACGCGCCCUUCUCAUCCUGGGCCACGCAUGCACGCUCUCAGCUGGCAGUGACACGUGGCGCCAUGUCAUUGGUGGCGCAAGGGCGCAGGGCAGGUUCUUAGACUUGGAGCAGUGUGAUGCGGCCAUGGGGAGGGCCAUUCGAGCGAGGCGGGCGGCAGUGGAUGACAUGCGGUACAUGCUGCAGCAUGCCAGAGGCGAGGGGCGUGUGGCGGGCGAGGGGAGUGGUUCACAUGGGUCCAUGCACUGGCAUGAUCUUCCAUGGACGCCGUACCUUCCCCACUCGUGCAUCCCUGUGCCUCUUCUUCCUCUCUCACUUCUCAUCCCCUUCCUGUUUCCCCCCCCACACCGUCUGCCACUCCCCUGCCGGCAGGGUUUAUUUUCGCCGGAAUUCGGGGAGGCCCUGCAGCGGCAGCAGUCAGUGGAGGUGGUGCUGCUGCUGUGGCGCAUCCUGCAGGGCCGGCAUGGCAGAAGGGACGCCAAGGGGGUUGCGUGCUGGGUGGAGGGGCGAGGGCAGCAGCAGCAGGACGAGGUGUCACGGGUGUUGGAUGACAUCGUGCAUGUGGACGUGGUGGGCGAUGUCUGUCUCAUCUGGUCCACCGAUGUGUGCCAUGACAGGCACAAGCAGGCUGAGAGUCUCAGCAUCAUGCCACCUCUCUCCUUCUCCCUCCCCUUCCCCUGCAAGCAGGUGGUGCGGCUGUGGGCGCUCGUGCCGGAGAGCCAGUGCCAGCAGAGACUGCAUCGCAUCUGCAUGCAUCUCACCAGCUACUCGCCUGCCUACCUGCACUACUGCGCGCUGCACCAGUACCAGCCCUCGCCCCCCUUCCUGCGCGUGCCAGCCGUGGUGCAGCAGCCCAGCGUGCUGUGGUUUAAGCCCCCCUCAGAGAGCACCAAAGCAGCAGCAGCAGCUGCAGCGCAAGUGGACGUGGUGACGCCGCCCAAGUUCAUAGUGUUACAGCCGGCCAUGGCGCUGAGUCUGCUGGGCGAGGGCGGUGGUGCUGCUGCGUGUGCGCUGAGCAGUGUGCCGUUUGAGGUGAACGCAGAGGAGAGUGCCGCCAUCCUCUGCCCCUCCAGCCUUGUCGUCCACGGCCGAUCCGGCACCGGCAAGACCACAGUGAUCAUCCACCGGGCGUUGCGCCUCCAUCGCCUCUUCUGCCACUCCAUUAUCCCUCCGUCCUCCUCCUCCUCCACUUCCCACCGGCCCUCCCCAUGGGGGGGAUUUUGUUGGGGGGAGGCGACAGAUCUGAAGGAGGAUGGAGUGGGGGGCGUGGGUGGCAGAGUAGGCAGCAGAGUGGGGGCCAUGCGGCAGGUGGUGGUGACACGAAGCCUGCAGCUGUGCGCCGCCAUUCAGACAGAGAUCACUCACGCCGCACGGUCAGUGUGCCUCACGGCCUCCCUCCAUGCAUCAUCCUGUUCCUAUUGUCCCCCACACAUCACGCUGCUGCUAUCGUCCCACCCAUGUCAUGUCACCACCACCAGAGCGCUCUCUGCCCUGGACGCCAUUCAGCCCGCCUCCGCGCUCCCAGAGGCAACACAGCAGCAUGCAUCUCCCGGUCCUUCUGCGAGCAGCAGCAACAGCAGAAGCAGCAGCAGCAGUGGUGCGCUGCUGAUGCGAGAGGACCUGGAGAGGGCGCUUAUGGGGGGCUUACCCACGUGCAUAGCCGCCAUCCCCCCCACCGCCUUCCCACUCGCCCUCACACUCUCCAAGCUGCUACGCCUGCUCGACGCCUCUGUCACUCACCCCUUCCUCCUCUCCACGCGCCGCCGCCGCAAGCGCGAGGCGGCAAGGCGGCGGCUCGUUCUGGCAGUGGCAAUGAGCGGCCAGGGGCUGAGGGAGGCGUGGGAGGAGGGGGAGAUGGGGCGGGCGUGGGGAGGGCGUGUGGAGAAGGAGAGGUGGGAGGCGAAUAGCAGCGGUGCCCGGGGAAGAAGGGCACGAGGAGCGGGUGAGGGCCGGUCGUUGCGAGAGGGAGUGGGGAGCAUGGGUGCGCAAGAGGGAUGGUGCUUGGGUGGUUGGCAGGAUGUGAUGGGUACAAAGGAACGGGUUGAGGAGGAGGAGGAGGAGCAGGAUGAGGAAGAGGAGGAGGAGGUUGAGGUGGAUUAUGAGCGGUUCAAGAGGCACUACUGGCCGGCCAUGGACCAGCGGAGCACCAGAAAGGCAGUGAUGGGUGCUGCGUUCGUGUACCGGGAAAUCACAUCGCACAUCAAGGGCAGCUUGCAGGCGAUCCGGUCGCCCCUGGGGCAUGUGGGCGAGGAGGAGUACGUGCGGGGCAUGGUGGGCAGCAACGCGCGCACGAGCGCCAUGGGGGAGAGCGAGAGGCGGGCGGUGUAUGGCAUCUUCCAGGCGUACGAGCGGAAGAAGAAGCAGCGCAAGGAGUACGAUAGCGGCGACCUCGUGGUGUAUCUGCAUCGGGAGAUUCGCAGAAUGCGAGAGAGCCGAGAGCCCUGGUGGUCUGUGGAGGCCGAGUCAUUGAGCCCUCCACAGGCCAAGUGUGCCUCCGCCCUCCACAAGCGAACCAGUUCCUCAUACUCGCCUUCUGGUGCAGUCAAGCCCUCUGCUGCCUCGUCCUCUUCAGCCUCCCCCGGGCCCACAUGCCCGCCUGUGUUUGACUGUGUGUCGGUGGACGAGGUGCAGGACCUCACUCAGGCGCAGCUCGCGCUGCUGCCACUGCUCUGUGGCAAUGUGGCUUCGGGGUUUCUUUUCGCGGGGGACACAGCCCAGUGCAUUGCUCAUGGGGUUGACUUCCGCUUUGAAGACCUCGCACGAGUCGUUUACAACGAGUUUCUCAAUAGAGAGGAUGAAUGCAGCAGGGAUGUGGUCAUAAAUGCUGGUCGCGAGAAGCGGGAACAAGGUGGUGGGCAGAGGAGGAGUAAGGUGGGGAGUCACUUUGAGAGCACUGCUCCUGGCACCAGUAGCGGUAGCAGCAAGUCUGUUUUGCGGCCGGCGGUGAGAGCGCUGCCACAGUAUCAGCUGGUGCGGAACUACCGCACACACAAUGGCAUACUCAAGCUCGCAAACAGCGUGGUGCAGCUGCUGAGAAGCUUCUUCCCGACGUCCAUCGACCGCCUGAACGAGGAGCUGAGCUCGGUGGAGGGUGUGGCGCCCGUGAUGGCAUCUGUGUCUCCCGUGUGGAAGAGGCAGCUCGCACAGGGCAAGCCUCUCAGCGCCACCCAGGCCAUCAUUGUGCGCAGCCGGGAGCAGAAGAGGGUGCUCUCGGCCCUCUUCCCAGUGAAGCCUGUCAUUCUCACAGUGGAGGAGUGCAAGGGGCUGGAGUUCGAGGACGUCUUCCUUUUUAACUUCUUCUGCGCACCCCACUACGCUACCACCACCACCACCACUCCGUGGAACCUGCUUUACACCUACAUGCAUGACAACGGUCUGGCAGAUAUGGCGCACAGGAGUGGUGGUGGUGCCUGCCCUUGCAAAACGGGGAAGGGACUGCUUCCUUUUGACGAGCUCAAGUGGGUACCCUGCCUGCCGGUGCUGCACUGUUCACUGUGUGCGGAUCUGAAGCAGCUGUAUGUGGCUAUAACGAGGGCAAAGCAGAGGCUGUGGGUGCUGGAUGAGGCAGACGAAGAGAGUGGGCCAGGCGGGGAGGGUGUAUGGGCGGGGAGGGUGUAUGGGCGGGGAGGGUGUAUGGGCGGGGAGGGUGUAUGGGCGGGGAGGGUGUAUGGGCGGGGAGGGUGUAUGGGCGGGGAGGAUGUAUGGGCGGGGAACCACAGCGGUCCAAUGAUGGAGCUCUGGGCGGCGAUGGGGCUUGUGGUGGUGAAACGUGGUGAGGAGAUCGGAGCACAGUCAGUGAAGCGAGCAUCUGAGGAGAAGGACUGGCGCUCACUUGCCUUCACUGUGAGUGCCAUGGGUGCAGCCGUGUGUGCAUUCUUCCAGAGGGGCGACUACGAGGCGGCUGAGGCAGCAUAUGAGCGGGCAGGCGACAUUCUCAACGCGCGCUUCUCCCGCGCCAUGCUGCUGUAUGAGGCGGGCAUGGGCCGCACGCCACCGCCAACUGCAGAAGCCUCCUCUGCCCUGCAGGCAGCCUGCCCCUCCGUGCUGCCCUCUGUGCACGCGGACCUGUCUCUGCUCUCCGCCAACGACCUCCUGCUCGCUGCCGCCCGCUUGUUUGAAGAAAUGGGAAGGGGAGCGGAGGCAGGGCGUGCGUACAGCAAGGCCAGAAGCUAUGAAGAUGCAGUGCGAGUCUACCUCUCCAUGUGUCACCCGCCUGAUCAUCUGAAGGCCGCCCGAUGCUAUGAGAAGCUAGGAAGGCUCAGCGAAGCUGCUGAUUGCUACAGUGCUGGCGGAGACAUGCACAGUGCGCUCUCCGUGUGCCUGCGAGCUCGCACCUUCAGCAAGGGCCUCUUGCUUCUCGACAGCUGGCAGGCUGCUAAAGCCACGCCAGCAUCAGGGGUGGUACCGAACCAAGAGUCUCUGCCUCUGAAGGGAUGGUACGUGACUCAAUGCGCUCUGAAGCAUGAAGAGGAACGUGACUAUAACGAGAUGCUGCGAUUCAUCCGGCUCCACCCGUCGCUGCAAGCGAAGCGGGAGUUUCUCGAGAGAGGGCGGCACCUGAGGCAACUGGCAGUGGUGGAGCGCGAGGAGGGCGACAGCACCCGCGCCUCUCUCUUGCUGCAGACGGCUGGCAUGCUCCUGGAGGCGGCACUGUGCCUGUGGCAGCUGGGCUGGCCGGGUCGCUCCCUUGUGUGCUUCGUGCGCCACCUGCAGUGGCGAGUGAACAUGGCGGGGCGAGGGGCAUGGAUGGGGGAGGGGAGGAGAGGAGGGGAGGGGAUGAGGGCUGCUGGAGGCGUGGAGCUGAGCAGAGAGGAGGUUGAGAUGGCCCAGCAGUUGCGAGGUGUGGAGAGGUGGGGAUUCGCUGACCGGAUGGCGUGUGAGGGGUGUGAUUUGGGAUGGGCGAGGGUAGAGAUGAGUGUGCUGCUGUUCGUGCUGCAGUGUGCGGUGGAUGAUGCUGGUGAUGGUAGCUCUGGCAGUGAUAGUGGUGGUGGCGAGGAGAGCGGUUCAGGUGAGGAUGAAGUGAUUGCGCCAGGUGUUGACAUGCGAAUGCUCAAGGAUGCGGAAAGGGAGGCGAGAAUCUCGCAAGCAUGGGGGAUGGUGAGGCUGGGGCAGCUGCUGCCGGCACAUGGAGUGGAGGCGGGUGGAGGGAUGGCUGGAGGGGAGGCAGGGCGCACUUUCCCUCAUGCAGGGGUGUCUGGGGAGGCUAGUGGACGCGAGUUGCUGGGUGGAGAGAUGAGAAGGGAGGAGAUGAGGGAGGCUGGGGAGUUGUGGCAUGGGCAGAACGUGCUUCACAAGGCGGCAGAGCAAGUGCAGAGGGAGGGACGGGAGAGCAACGUGCGGUGGCAGGCGGGCACAGAGGCACUGCAGAAGGGGCAUGCGGAGUGGAAGGGGGCGGAGCAGCUGCGAGCAGAGCUGAUGCUUUGCCACUUAGGGUUACAGAUGGCUGUGCGCAUGCUGCAGCGUGCACAGCACCGCCUCAUGCUCUGGCUAGAGGGUAACACAGAGGCUCAUGCCACAGCAGCACGGACAGCAGUACAGAGGCUGUCUGCCGCACUUCCCUGGACCCUCACCUCUGCCCCUGCCAUUGCCCAUGUGCAGCACAAGGUGGGUCUGUGGUGGGCCCGCUGGUCCGCCCGCCUCACGCCUCUCCUGCGCUCGCUGCACCAUCUGCACCGCAAUGCCAUGCCUGCUGCCGACUCCCACCUCCCCCGCCUGCACGCUGCCUUCUCCCUCCUCUCCACCUCCUUCCACCGCCGCCUCUCCUCCUCAGCCUCUUCCUCCUGCCAGCUUGAUGACAUGGCGCUGCCAUGGGCCAAGGGGGUGGCACUGGAGCCGCUGUCGAGUACAGGGAGGAGUGGCGAGAUGGAGGGGUGGAGGGCGGUGGAGGUGGUAGCAGGGGUGUGGGAGAGGGAGUAUGCAAGCCGGUUGAAUGGAGCGAAGCGGGUGGCGUGCAAUGGAGCUGUGACCUGCUCCUCUGCGCUCCUCAAUUGCAUCCGAAAGGCCAUGUCGCAUGCUCCGAUUAUCACCUCACAAGGUCACACUUCAGCUGUUCCCACGGCACCAGUGGCUUCCCAGCAGCCUCCCUGCCCUUCUGCCCAUCCCCUCGUCCUCCUCCCUCUGGUGGAACAUUCCCUCGCGCUGCUGCCUGCUGCCAUGCACUCCUGCUCUCGCUCUGCCCUCAUCCCAUUCCCGUCCGCCACUCCUCUGCACCACCUCUUCACCUCCCUUCUGCUUCAACCUCGCCCCCCUGCCUCCGCUUCACGCAGUCUCCAAUACUGCACCCAUCCCACCCUCAGUCACAAUCUGCACCACACGCUGCUGCAACUUCCAUCUGCCUUUGUAGCUCUGCUGCACACGUACGAGCCAUUCAGGGGUGUUCCGGAGAAGCAGACUGACGGAAAUGGUGAGGGAGGUAGAACUGACCGAGGCAGUGGUGUGCCUGGUGGGAGAAACAGAGGGUUGGUGACUGGCGAGGGAAGGGGCUGUGGAUGGGGCAAGGAAGGAGGUGACAAUGCCAUGGGGCUGUCUGUUGCAAUGCUGAGUGCGCUGCUGGGCAUGGCGGAUGCAUUUUGGAGGGUGAUUCCUGCACGCUCGCAGGAAGAGACAUGGAGGGUUGUACAGGUGGUGCUCACGGGCUUGCUCAACACGUGCCCUGCUACAAUCACCCAGUCAAUCAGCAAUGCAGGUGUGGGCGCUGGGAAGAGCGGACAAGCAAGCAUGAGGGAACUGCUCUCUGGCAUGAGGGAGCAAGCGUUCUCAUGCUCACAAAGGAACCCCCUCCUAUCUCUCAGCUUCUUUGACUUCCCUUCCAACCAAGCCCUGCUUCACGAGGCGUGUCGGGGUCGAAAUGAUCAAGGAGCGGACGGAAGGCGCAUCCCUCCCGACUGGGCUGCACCUCUGCUACUACCACUUGCGCCCUUCCUCUCCCACCAUGCCCUUCCUCUCCUCUAUCAUCAAGCCUCCAUUGUUCACCUCCCGCCACCACUAGCUUACGCCCUCGCUCGACUGUUGUGUAUCCUGCUGCCCGCCCUGCAUGCUGUGAGUGGGCGAGACAAGGAGCAUUUGGGUUGUACCAGGGGAAGGGGAACCUUGAGUGAGGCACGGGGGUUAUGGAAUGAGUUGAGAGAUGCAGUGGAGAUUAUAGGGUUGUGCGAGACUCUAGGGUUGCGCGGGGUGAAACCAUGA